UUCUAGAUACAGUCCUGAUUCAGACUUAUGGCUAGGGAUAAGGCUUAUGCAUAUUAUUAUGUCAUUAUAGUUACAAGAAGUGUUUCACUAACACAAAUCCCUCCUAGCAAGCUAUCCCAGGAAAUUUGUUUUAGAUAGGCCUCCCUCUGAGGGGGUGAAUUCCAGAUACGAGGACCUGUUCCAUGAGUAGGACUCAUCUGAUGGAGUACAGGGGCAGCAGAAAUAUCUUCCAGGCAGAGGAAGCAACAGCAAUGAGUGGGAGCGUCGUGGGCAUCAAAGGAAACAACAGGAACCUGACAUGGCUCCCACCUGUAAUCCCGGCUCCCAUGAGGCUGAGGCAGGAGGAUCACUGUGAGUUUGAGGAAGAUGUCUCCUAUGAGGAAAGAGCCUGUGAAGGGGGCAAGUUUGCUACUGUGGAAGUGACAGACAAGCCAGUGGAUGAGGCUCUCCGGGAAGCGAUGCCCAAGAUCAUGAAGUAUGUGGGUGGCACCAAUGACAAAGGAGUCGGCAUGGGUAUGACAGUCCCUGUCUCUUUUGCCGUGUUUCCCAAUGAAGAUGGCUCCCUACAGAAGAAACUGAAAGUCUGGUUCCGGAUUCCGAACCAAUUUCAAGGCAGCCCACCGGCCCCCAGUGAUGAGAGUGUGAAGAUCGAGGAACGGGAGGGCAUCACUGUCUAUUCCACGCAAUUUGGAGGCUAUGCCAAGGAAGCAGACUAUGUUGCUCAUGCCACCCAGCUACGGACCACACUGGAGGGCACACCAGCGACCUACCAGGGUGAUGUCUAUUACUGUGCCGGAUAUGACCCUCCCAUGAAGCCCUAUGGACGCCGUAACGAGGUCUGGCUUGUGAAGGCAUGAGUCACUUGAUGAACUGAGAACGUCCUGGAAGGGUGCCACUGUGUCCCCUGACUUAGGGUCAAGGGGCGGGAGGGUGGGGGGAGGUACUUCUUCAGCUCCAAUGUUCCUUCAAAAUCCCUCACUGCUGAUUUUCUGAAAUAAGCCAAGAUUGGCAGCAUCAUUCUUGAGUUAGAAAGUUCUGGGGCAGACCAGAAAAAAAAUCCCAGUGGCAUUUCCUCUGCCACUAAAAACUGAUUUUUAAUAAUUAUCGAAUUUGUAUUUUUGUUAGUGAGGAAAUAUGUGACUUAUGCAUGAACUUUCUUCUGUGAUUCUUUUAAGAACUUUGUCUAGAAAGAAACCAAAAAUACAAAUCUUUGACGUAUGCAGUGGA
Molecule: messenger RNA, 1227 nt
Organism: Mus musculus (house mouse)
Lineage: Eukaryota; Metazoa; Chordata; Mammalia; Rodentia; Muridae
Gene: Hebp1
Product: heme binding protein 1
Exons: 4
Coding region: 183-857 (224 amino acids)
Cellular component (GO): cytoplasm
Source: RefSeq, a predicted model, not a curated record